AAAUGCGUCGUUUCUGCUUUCUCAGGUCUCGCACGCGCGCGCGCGCUCAUCAGCAGCGUCAGCAUCAGCAUCCGUGCAUCAGCAGACCCGGGCGAAAUGAUGCCGCGCGCGGGGCACCGCCGACAUCCAUGCACAAACUUCACUGGGAUACUGCAAAGCUGCGUCGACGGAAGAAGAGCAGAGGAUGGACCAUUUACCUGCAGACUACGGAGGGAGGUGACGUCAUCGUGGGUCCUGGAACCAUGGAAGUUGUGCAUCUAGGAAAAUCUCUGAUUCUUGUAAACAAAAAUAGAGAUCUGUCCUGAGGAAUCCUUGUAAUUGUGCCGUUACAAGGUGUCAGUGGUCACCCAUGUCCCACUCUGCGAGCCGAAAGCCAUCAGCUGGUUCCCGCAGAAGGCCUGCUGCCCCAAGCAGCACUCGACACUCGCAUGGGGACUCGUCUGUCCGUAGCAGUUACUCAGCAGCGUCCUGCAAGUGCACAGAGAGCAAUACUGUACCACGCUCCAACCCAGCCACACCACGACGGCAGGCAAAGUAUGCAACCUGUAGUGAGAAUCACGGGAUCCGUCCGCCUGCUCCUGAGCAGUAUCUCACCCCACUGCAGCAGAAGGAAGUGUGUAUUCGUCACUUACGAGCUCGGCUGAAAGAAAAUGUGGAGAGGCUUCAGGACAGAGACUCUGUGAUCGGGGAGUUACGGAUGCAGCUGACUCGGAUGCAGGAGGAUUGGAUUGAAGAGGAAUGUCAUCGCAUAGAGGCCCAGUUGGCCCUAAAAGAGGCCCGGAAGGAGAUCCGGCAGCUUCAGCAGGCUGUAGAAACUGUUAGUUCCAAUCUGGGAGCCCAUGAGGCAGAUCAACAGGACUGUAAGUCUGAAGGUCUAGGUGUCGGAAGGAUAGGCCCACGAUUUGGAGCAUCCAGGUCUUGUGGCUGCUCUCCGGCCCACACCAUGAGCCGCAGCGCCACCUUCACCAGGCUAAGCAGAGACACGUCACCUGGCGCUACAGAUCACAACGGAAACAUACACUCUGAUUGCUACAUUCCCGCCAAUAGAGGGGCGAUGACAUUACCAAGAGGGGACGGACGUACUCACCUACUUCUGGAAGCAGCUCUACUGUCUGAGCAAGUUCCUCACACAACACUAUGCUCCUCUUUGCCACGAUCCUCCACCUGUGAGAGAUUGUGCAGCGGAGAGACGGUGUUGCCCGUCAGCCGAUCCUGCCAUGCUGUUAACAACAACUGCAGCUGUAUUCCACAUGCCUACCUCCCACACCACCAUUUGUUUUUGCACCUCCCACAGGAGGAAGCACCACCUCCUCAUCUGCCUCCACCACCACCACCACCUCCAAAAGUGCCCCCUAGUGCAUCGGAGGUCAGUGACAGGCCAGGUUACCGGUCACAGGCCUGCAGCCCCACCAUAACCUGGAUCUCCGAAGAGUGUGGAGGUGAGGAAUUGAGCGUCAUCACUUCAACAACUUGCGCGCCAGACAUUACUCUAGCUGAACCACAGGUGUUUUCACCAUCCUCUGCAACUACUUCCCCAGCUCAGCUGUCUUGCAUCACAGAAACUUUGCCGCUAGACAGCACAGUUGAAUUUACAUCAUCAACAACAAUGCCUAUAGUGUUGACGAAGCCACAGGUUCAACAACCUUGUCCCAGAGCGCCACCACCACAGGAAGCAGUGGUAGUAACGGUCAGUGAUGAAGAAGGAGUGGAGGAGGAUACAGAAUCAGCUGCCCCUCAGAGGAGCCACUGGAGUCGUUAUUUCCUGAUUGACCUUUUAGCGGUGGCCGUUCCUGUAGUUCCAACACUGGCGUGGCUUUGCCGGGGGUCACGGAAUGAAGGCAUGCCGGUGUACAACAUGGGCUCCCUGUUGCGUGGCUGCUGUGCCGUUGCUCUGCACUCUCUAAGACGGGUUGGAAGCGGCCGUGGCCCCUCAGGAACAGGAAGAGCUAAACCUAUCUGAUAGCAUUACCGUACCAUCUAAACCUUUUAAUUGGAUCUUGAGUGGGCUUUUUGUCCUUGAUCUACCAGUUUGUGGUUUUUAUUUAUUUAUUUUUGAACCAAGGAGGUCUAAAUCUAUCACACCAAUGCUUGUUUUGGGAAAAGAUUGGGGGAAUGUGGCUCUAAUUUGCACAGACACUCACGAGUUUCAAGGCUGUUGCUCAUUUCCACCAUUUGUUUUCCUCUUCCUUCUGGUUCUCUUAUCUGCUAUAUUUCCUCCCAUUCCUGGCAGAAACUCAGCAGACAGUACACAGUCAAAAGUUGCUGCAAACACGAGUCCAAGCUGAGCAGAGAAGUCACAAUGUAUACAAGUUUAGGCGUUAAGAUUUAAGAAAAAUAAUAAUUAAAUGCUUUGAAAUAUCAUUCUUAUGUAAACUGUUCUACUGAACUGAAUUCAUUCUGUUCUCGUUUCACGAGUGAAGCCUGUUCUCAAGAAAAAUGUUGCAUGUAACUUUAGGUAGGUUACAUAAACAUUAGUGUGAACUGAUCUUCAUGAGAAGAGGAAAUUUCAGGUCCAUAGCGCAAACAAAUUAGUGUGGCUAGGCUUUCAAAUUUUAAACCUUUACAUGUUGCCAAGCAACCAUUGUGCCAAUCCAUCUAAUUUCAUAAGAAACAGAACUUUUCACAAUAUAGACACAAAAUUAAGUUUGUUUAAAAGUGAAAAUAAUAUUAAAUGGUAACUGUGCAAGAAGCAAUAGGCAUCCAGCAACUUUGCUGUUUAGAUCUCUAAAAAACAUGCAUAACUCAUUAGAUAUAAAAACAUUGAUCCUUUAACAUAAAAAUGUCUUUACUAAUGUGGAGUGUUCUAAGGAUUACUAUUCUGAUGUCAUUCUAGACUCUUCUAGAGUUCUAGAGUUAUGUGUCAGUUGUUUUAUCGGUUACACUACUGUGUAUUCUUAAUAUGAGCAAAAAUAAACUGCUUUACUAUGCUUCAUUUGCUUAUUUAAUUGUAGAAAAUGAUGUUCAAAUGCCAGAUUUCACUGAUAAAGCAAUGGAAGGUGAUGGCCUAAAAUGACUUUAUUAAUCUGUUCUUUGGGUGGUAGAUUUCUGUUCUUUUAAACUCAGGUGGUACUCAGGUGAAUAGUAUUAGAGAGGAUGCAAACUUAGCGGAAACCCAUGUCAGAACAUCCAUUCAUUAGAAAAACCAAGGUUUAUAAAUAGUAGAACAGCAGUUGUGAAGAUGUAUAUUUACUGUCAUAAUAGGCUUGUCUUUAAUCUCAAGAUAUUUUAACACACCACUUCAGAAAACAAAUGGGUCUUUAACUGUUGCAUGCAUACAGAUUUCAGUAACUCUAUUAGGAAAAUACUUGCAAUUAAUUCAUGGAUUUGUAAAGCAAAGUCUUCUGUUUCUUUGAAGUAGCACAAAAGAACAAAUCUCUGUAAUCAUGGUAUUCCAGUAGGUUAUUUUAAGGGCUUAAAAUGCAUGUUAGCACAAUAAUUCCUAGUAGUUAGCUGUCAGUAAAUUUAAAGAUUGUUUCAAAUAGACAUUUACAUAAAGAAGUCAUCCUGAUUUGCAGAGCCUCAUUACAAAAUAUGAUUGUGUAUUUAGACAAAGCCCAUCUACACUCAACCCUAAUUGUAAAUUUGGAUUGUUUUGUUCAAUU
Messenger RNA from Cyprinus carpio (common carp), 3602 nucleotides. RefSeq names its product syntaphilin-like. Gene Ontology annotation, cellular component: mitochondrion; cytoplasmic microtubule. The record is from RefSeq and is a predicted model, not a curated record. Gene Ontology annotation, biological process: neuron differentiation. Lineage: Eukaryota; Metazoa; Chordata; Actinopteri; Cypriniformes; Cyprinidae.